AGGGGAGAGGAGGGAGGCAGGACUGCAAAUGGCAGCUUCUGUGACACCACUGGGGGGAGGGAGGGACGGAGAGCAGAGAGAGCAAAGAAAUAGACGGGGGAGAGAGAGUGUGAAAGAGAGAGAGAGAGAGAGAGAGAGAGAGAGAGAGAGAGAGAGAGAGAUCAGCCGUCCAACUAGAUCAGAUUGCAAUAGAUUGAUAAAGAGAGAUGUUCAGUUAAUAAGCAGCGAGGAGGAUUGAACAGCUUCAUGUGAAGGAAAGACUUGAUGUUACCGAAGACGCAGGAGGAGCAGAGGACCGGCUGGACAAAUUGCUCCAGAAUAUGGAGAUACAAAAACCUGAAUUUUCACUGGAAUAAUCCCCGCUAAACGCUUCGUACCUGUUUUGUACGGGAGCCACCGACCCAGCGAGACAAAAAAAAAGUGUCUCGGCCCAAGGUUCUGGUGGGAUUCGGCCCGGUCGGAGCUGCGUCUCAUCCGCACUUGCGAAAGCACCUGAGAAAAGAGAGAGAGAGAGAGGCAGAGCGAGAGAGAGAGAGAGAGAGGGAGAGAGACAGAAGACUUCAGGCGAGGAUGAAGAAAUUCAAGCGCGGUCUGCGCCUCGUGCUGAAGAUGAUGGAGUGGGUUUCUCCGGUAUUAGAGUAACACACAAAGAAGGAGCAGCUGCGCUGGCAGAUGCAAAGAAUGCCUCAGUUUGGUUAAGUGGGACGCCGGGAGAGAAGACAGCGCCGUUUACUUCUGCAGCCCGGGGGGAGGACAGGUAGAGAGAAAGGGACGGGGCGAAAAACUAAAAUGCAACUCGGCCAGUGAUCACGCUGUGAGGGGCCUCGACCGCUCCGGGCCAGUCCCUCCACGCGGACCCUGCAGCCGGAGCAUGAGCGUGGGCAGGAUCAACCGCUACAGCAUUGUGUCGUCUGAGGAAGAGGGCCUGCGCCUCACGACCAUGCAUGGUAUGAACGGCUUCGGCAAUGGCAAGAUCCACACGCGCCGCAAGUGCCGCAACCGCUUCGUCAAAAAGAACGGCCAGUGCAAUGUGCAGUUUUCCAACAUGGAGGACAAGUCGCAGCGCUACAUGGCCGACAUCUUCACCACGUGUGUGGAUAUUCGCUGGCGAUGGAUGCUGUUGGUCUUCACCCUUGUUUUCGUUGUCUCCUGGCUGCUCUUUGGCUUGGCCUUUUGGGUCAUUGCUCUGCUGCACGGAGAUCUGGAUAACCCCGCCGGAGACGACAACUUCACUCCCUGCGUCCUCCAGGUCAACGGAUUUGUGGCGGCGUUUCUAUUCUCCAUUGAGACACAGUCGACCAUAGGUUACGGCUACCGCUGUGUGACUGAAGAGUGCCCGGUGGCUGUCUUCAUGGUGGUCUUCCAGUCCAUAGUGGGAUGCAUCAUUGACUGCUUUAUGAUUGGCGCCAUCAUGGCCAAGAUGGCGAGGCCUAAGAAGCGAGCGCAAACGCUGUUGUUCAGCCACAACGCUGUCAUUGCCAUGCGGGAUGGAAAGCUGUGCCUAAUGUGGCGGGUGGGGAACCUGCGCAAGAGCCACAUCGUAGAGGCCCACGUGAGGGCACAGCUCAUCAAACCUCGGAUCACUGACGAGGGGGAAUACAUUCCUCUGGACCAGAUAGACAUUAAUGUGGGCUUCGACAAAGGUCUGGACAGGAUCUUCUUGGUUUCGCCCAUCACCAUUCUGCAUGAGAUAGAUGUGAACAGCCCCCUGUUUGGGAUUGGCAAACAGGACUUGGAGACGGCGGACUUUGAGAUCGUCGUCAUCUUGGAGGGGAUGGUUGAAGCGACCGCCAUGACCACGCAAGCUCGCAGCUCCUACUUGGCCUCUGAGGUCCUUUGGGGUCACCGUUUCGAGCCGGUCUUGUUCGAGGAGAAGAACCUGUACAAGGUGGAUUACUCUCACUUUCACAAAACCUACGAGGUGCCGUCCACCCCCCGCUGCAGUGCCAAGGACAUGGUUGAGAACAAGUACUUAGUCCCAAGCUCUAACGCUUUCUGCUACGAAAAUGAGCUGGCCUUCCUCAGCCGCGAUGAAGGCGAGGAGGACGUAGGCGGUGGCAGCAGGGUUGUGGCGAACCUCAGUCCAGACAGGAACAGCCGACAUGAGUUUGAGCGCUUACAGGCCCCCAGGGCGGUGGAUCAAAGAUCAUAUCGUCGAGAGUCGGAAAUAUGACCUCGACCCAUUGACCCUGGAUCAACUUUCAAAAGCUGUAUCCAAGUGUGAAAUGCAGAACAAUGCAAAGUGCCAUAAGAAGGGUUGACUGCUGAGGAAGCAUAACAAUAAAAGGGACUUAACUGGAAGAACUGGGGGGAAGCAAGAGUACACAGAAUUGUGGUAAGGAAUGUCUACAAUCAAGGAAAAGGCAAUGGAAAGACCUUUUUCCUCAACGGAAACUUGAAUCUUUUUUCACAUGCUCAUUUUGAGUUAAGAGGUUCAACGAUAGUGCAUCAAAACCUCUGACAGAACCUUAUAAUCAAAGUGUAAAUACAUUGCUUAGGUAAGUUACGUUUUGUGUGCAGUAUCAGUUACCUCCCCGCAAAAGAACUUAUUUCAACUUUGGGCCAGAGUGACAAGGCCUCCCUUGAGCUCCCCUCGCAUUGCUGCAACGCACCGGACCUGCGUUCGUUGAGCCAUGAGAACAAUUCUUCACUUCCAUUCGUGUAUUGAUGAUCCCAAAUAACUACCAUGGUAGGCUACAUCGAUAGCACUAUGAAGAACAUAAGGAUGUAUGUUGAACAGAAAUUCACUUGACUGAAGCUUCACUCUGGUUAUAAACGCUUCACACCUCAUAUUUUGACCCUGUUUUAAAAACAUCUUAAGUCACUAACAUCAAGAUUUAUUUGCACUCAACACAUGUCAACACAUGUCGGGCCAUGUAGAAAGAUUGAGAAGUAGUCAGGUAAAACCAAACUAAAGCACAAAUGGAGGACAACUGUUUUGUAGUUCUUUGAAUGGCCAUGACUGGAGGAUACAGGUUGCAAUAUCCACGUUUGAAUUAAAAAAUAACAAUAAUGAAUAGCAGCAAUUUGUAACUCCACAGAGAUGCACCUUAACAAUUUCAAAUCAAACCUGUAUACUGAUAGUCAGCAACAGGUUUUUCUAAUUCAGACUGCAACAAACUGGCCUGAAUUGAAGACACAAUGUUUUUGUCGUUUUAAAAAUGAAUCUAUGCAUAUUGUUAACAGUAUCAGGGGAGAAAAAUCCUAUCGAGUUCUGUUUGAGUAAAGGAUGGUAAACUAUGGUACGACAUUGCUUUUAUCAAUACCCAGUGCUCAGCAUGAAGAGACCCAAAUGUAUGGAUUGAAUUUCUAAAAGUAGCCGUUGCGUUUAUCACUCAAUUCAUCCUUUUUAGUUGAAUUGGACUGAAAGUUAAAAUGGUAUUCAUCGUUAAACUUUUACGUUUUACAUGUUCACAGCAAGAAGGCAAGAAAGAGAACGGAGAAAAGAGACCAAACGCGCCAAUUCACAGCAGCCCGACCGACGGCUCGCCUUCAUUUUACACCAAAAGAGCGUAAACAAACUGGUCUUAUGUCAUUAAUAACAGGGCAAACUCGACCUAGUUUAUAGAUAAUAAUUAUAUGACAUUUUUACAACAAAAAUGAAUCGUGUGCAAGACUGAAAACCUGCUGUCCUGCUCUUUGCUGUGACAACAGAAACACGUGAGCAGCAGCAGAAGAAAGAGGAAGGAGCUCCUCAUGUUGACUUUUUCACAAACAUCACAUGCUGCAAAUGCAUAUUUAGCAAUAGGCUAAUGCAAUGAGUCAAUACACAGGGCCACGGUCGCAUGGAAGCAAUAACAACUAAAGCACAUGGUUCUGAAUUCAUUUUAGUCGGCUUAUCCUUAAUGAUUCUCUUGCAGUGAACAUGCAUAUUUAUAAUUCUGGCUCCAGAGAUCACGAGAGAAAGGUCCGCGCGAGGAGAAAGAAGUUCUUUGGUUAAUUGUACUCGUGUACUUGUUCUCAGAUUUCAUACCAAAGUAAUGACUGUAGCUCAGACUUCUGUUUUGAAGUGAUUGUUCCCCACUUAAUCUUCCAAAGAAUUCUUAAGAGGGAUCUUGAAAAAUAGAUAAUCGUGUUCCAAAAAAGUAUUUCCAGUUUUUAAAUGAGAUUCAAAUUAUUCCGAAAAAAAUACCACAAAUAAAGAAAAUCCUAAAUAAAGUAAAUAGAUUAAGUUGUGGUAACAGAUUCAAUCUAGCAGUUUAAGAGACACAAUUAUAAUGCAUGAUCACUUUUCUUUUGGCAUGGGCAAUAGUGUU
Molecule: messenger RNA, 4256 nt
Organism: Pungitius pungitius (ninespine stickleback)
Lineage: Eukaryota; Metazoa; Chordata; Actinopteri; Perciformes; Gasterosteidae
Gene: kcnj12a
Product: potassium inwardly rectifying channel subfamily J member 12a
Exons: 2
Coding region: 872-2173 (433 amino acids)
Biological process (GO): regulation of monoatomic ion transmembrane transport; potassium ion import across plasma membrane
Cellular component (GO): plasma membrane
Molecular function (GO): inward rectifier potassium channel activity
Source: RefSeq, a predicted model, not a curated record